Messenger RNA from Pochonia chlamydosporia 170, 1203 nucleotides. Its product is annotated as deoxyribonuclease nucA/NucB domain-containing protein. The record is from RefSeq and is a predicted model, not a curated record. The transcript has a single exon. NCBI's taxonomy places the organism in Eukaryota, Fungi, Ascomycota, Sordariomycetes, Hypocreales, Clavicipitaceae. Bases 1 to 1203 code for a protein of 400 amino acids.
AUGCUCAUGUAUAUGCUGCCAUUGGCCUUGUUGGCCACAUCAGCUCUGGCUGAACCAGACGAGGCCAGCGUCCCCUUUGGGGGUGACUUAUACGUUGCACCUGGUCGUGCAAACCGCCUUCAAAAACGUGCCGGAGCAGACUUCGGAGUGCUCAAGUUCAACUGCAAAGGAGGUGAAGCAGCGUGCAACAACGCAUGCUACUACAUCAACUGCCAAGCACAGGCACACAACAUAAAAGACGCUGACAAAAUCGUCUACACUGGUCCAAACUCCAAAGAUAACGACCAAAAUCGCCGUGAGUCCGGCUGUCAAGCUCGCCACCCACAGAAACCACACGAUUCUGUGACAAGUGUUUGUCAAGCGUUCCCGUACAGUCAAGUACUCAUCCCAAGUGAUAAACAAUCACAAGCUCUGGACUGGCAAUGCGAUGAGUGGCCACCGGCCUCAUCUCAGCAGCAGCCAUUCGGAUCUCAAGGGCGCGCUGCCAAUUCUCUCCGCUGUAUGCCUGGAGCAGAAAAUCGCGCCUUGGGCAGUCAGCUUGCGGCGUUUUACUUGGGUAGGGGGAACUUCCCUGGUCGUAAAGGCAAGGGUGCAAUGGCGCGUGACGACUACGCCCAUGUCGAAUUUGAUGUGUCAAAUGCCGAUAAGAGCAAAGUCCCUUUCUGUAUUAAGAACGCUGGCACUUAUAACUGUGGCAAUGACGGUUAUCAGUUUGGCAUGACCAGAAAGGAUUUGAAAGAUGGCAAGAUCUCGGCACCAAUUGCGCCAAAUGCCAAGGACAAUUUGUAUGCUCUUCAAAAUACAGUUUACAAGGACAUACUGCAGUGUUCAGUAAAGUUUACACGCGAUGGAGAUAAAGAUUUCAAGGAUGUUGUACUUUCGGAUGCGGAUGACAAAGAUCAUAAAGCUGCUGAUUGCAAUAUUUCUGGUGGCACUGGAGAUUGCACGCUUAAAGGGUUGCCCAAGGACUUGAAGUUGUCCAAGACAGGAGCACUCGGAUCGGUUAUCAAGUUUGAAUAUGCUCCUGGAGAGAAAAAUGCCAACAUCAACUGGUUCGCGUGGGACACUGAUUCCAAGGGAACAGGGAAAGGACCGGCUACAAAUGAUGGCGACUCGGAGUCGUAUUGCAAGAAGGCAAAGAAUGGAAACAAGGAAGAUGUAGAAUGCUGGUUUCCUUGUUACAAGAGUAAGGACGGUCGAUGA